This is a messenger RNA of Belonocnema kinseyi, 5896 nucleotides long. RefSeq lists its product as uncharacterized. NCBI's taxonomy places the organism in Eukaryota, Metazoa, Arthropoda, Insecta, Hymenoptera, Cynipidae. The transcript has 13 exons. The record is from RefSeq and is a predicted model, not a curated record. The coding region runs from base 112 to 5781 and encodes 1889 amino acids. Gene Ontology annotation, molecular function: protein binding.
CGUUAUCAUAUUGCAUUGACUGCUUCCCUCUUCGUGUCGAUUUCAAAUAUAAACGUCAAGGCAUUUUCAGAAAAAAAGGCAAAUUUUGAAUUUAAAAAAUCUCUCCAACCAAUGGCGACCGCUAGCAAUUUUCAAACCAGUCCUGAAAAAACGAUAAAGACGAAUUUUGAUAAUGAGGGCGAAAAAGGUUGGCAGGACAUUUUCCCUAGUGAGGAGGGGACUCAAUUUUCUCGCUUUGAUAAUGAUUUUGACACAGAAAGCAGUCAAACUUCCGAAGAUCAGAAUUUUCAAGACUGCAUAUCAACCAAAACAUCAACGAGUCCAGCAGAAUAUUCAUUUUCUUCUCGACUAGAGCAAGAAAUUAUUGAUACAGAAGAAAUGACUCGAAUUCUUUUAGAAAAUCUCGAGGAGUUGAAGAAAACGGAAUCAGAAAUGAGAAUAUCUUCUCAAGAUAAAAAUCUACAGGCCUCGACGUCUGCGAAAUGCGAUUUCGAUCUUCCUUUCGACGAAGACAAACAGCGAGAAGAUUAUCGUACAUUUUUGAGAGCAUGGGAAUCAGAAUCAGGAAGUAGAGGAGAAGAAAUAGAAGAAGUCAUUUUUAAUUGCGAAACUCAACCACGGGCAUCUAAAUUAAAUAUAAAAAAAGAAAAACAGAAUGAAGGCAAUAUAAAUAAAUUUGAAGAAAUCGAUCUUCGGAAUUUUGAUGCAUACGACAUCGAGAAAAUAGAAUGUUUUACCAAAAAUGAAGAUAUUAAGUAUGAGAAUAUUGAAGAUAUUGAAGAUGUUGAAAAUACCAAGAAAAAUCACCCUGAAAUUGAGAAAAUUGUCAGAAAACCAAAGUCCUUGGAAGAUUUUCUCGAAACAGAAGCGAUGACACGACAAUUAAUGGAGGAAGUGGAAGAAAUGAAGCAGGCACUUAGUUCUCGAAAGAAGACAAAUGAAAAUUUAAGAACCCUUGUCCACGAAAAGGAAGAAGAAUGUCUUCAGAGAAUAUUUAAAUCCUGGGAAGGUCCAAAUUAUUCUCAAGCUUCGAAUUUUGAAGAUAACCAAAUAGAAGAUAUCGAGAAACUAAAGGGGAUAAUAGAGAAAAUUGACGAGGAAGAAUUAUUCAAGAUUGAUGCCGAAUUCGAAGAAAAUGCAUCGAUUCGAGAAAUUAUUAAUUCUGAAAUUGAAGGAGAAAUUGAAGAAGAGGUGAAAAGGACUGCGUAUGAAAAAAUGUUAUUUAAAAUGUGGGAUGAGGAGACUUGGAUGGGAAAAAUGAGGAAAGAAGAUGAAGAAAUGGAAGAAGUUGACAUAGUCAAAAUUGAAGAUGAGGAAGAAAAUGAGAUAAAUAAUAGAGAUAUUCAAAGGUCAGAAGAAGUAAUAGAUGUGGAAAAAGUAGAAGAUGAAAAUGCAGAGGAAAUGAAUCAAAUGAAGUUCUAUGCGAUGAAGAAAUUGGAAGAUAUAAAAUCAGCUGUCUUGGAUAUCCAAAAAAUAAAAAAUAAAAUACGAGAAGUUGAAGAUAUCACUGAAGACCAAGAAGGUGAAAUUGACAUCAAUGCCAAAUUUGAAGAAAUAAAAAAAAUUAAAAAACAAAUAGAGAUGUUGCAAAAUGAACAUGAAAUGGAAGAUACAAGCGAUAAUUUUGAAAUGACAGAAAUUGAAGAAAUGGAAGAAAUGAAAGAAGUAGUGAAAGAAAUGAAGAUGAUUGUAGAAGGAGGAAAUAAAUUACAAAGAAGUGAAGAUGAAAACGUAAUCACAGAGAUGGAUGAUAUUGCAGAAAUAGAAGAAAUUCAAAGUCAAAUUAAAGAAAUGAAAGAUAAAAUUCAGGAAAUUAAGGGUUGUCUUAAAGAAAUAAAAGAGGAGGAAAUAAGAUGUUAUGAUGAAGAAAUCGACCAAAGGGAGGUUAAAAUAAAAAUAGACAUUGAAAGUGAAGAAAAAUUGAAGAAAAAUGAGGGGAAACAUGUUUCAUUUAAUCUUGAUGGAUUUGAACGAAGGGAGCCGAAAGAAAAAGAGUAUUUUCAAACUUUGCUCAAUGUUUGGAAUAAAGAAAAAAAUGAAGCAACGUCUAAGGCUGAUCCUGCAAACAUAGAAGAAAUUGAAGAUUUAAUGUUUGGAGACAAGAAUGGAAUGAGUCAAGAAGUCAAGGUUGAAUUAGGUACUUUAAAUGAAAACGUUGAAGAACUUAUUCAUUCGAAAGAAGAAGCUGAAGAAAUAAUUUCUUCAAAAGAAGAGCCUCAAGUUUUAAAUUCUUCAAUAGAAGAAUCAGAAACAGCAGAAAACAUUUCAUCCAAUUCUGACACUAUUAUUGGAGAUUCAAGGGAAAUUAUGGAAGAUUUCGAAGAAAUAAAGAAUGACGUUAGGAUAAAAAAUGAAAAAGUUCAAGAUAUUUUAGGUACAAGUAUGGAAGAGUUGGCUCGAAUUGCUGAUGACUUUCAACCCAAAACUGAAGAAUCUGUGAAUGAAACUUUGAAAGUAAUUGAAGAUAAGAAGAAGAAAAUUGAAGAUGAAAAAAAUCAAGCUUUGAAAGAUCUUUCAAUAGAAUUUGCAGAGUGUCAGAAUCUUAUGGAUAAACAGGAAGUUAAUGAAGAAAUUAAAAGCAAAGAAGAUAUACAGUUUUUGGAAAUGCCUUUGUCGAAGACUGAAGUAGCCACAAAUUUUAGGGAAAGUGAGAUUAAAUCGAAAAUUAAGGAAGAAGAAAUUGAAGAUGCUAGAGUUUCAAAAAAUGUUGAUUUUAUUUCUAAUUUUGGUGCUGGUGAUCAUACACAAGAAAUUAUUGUUCCGAAGGAAGAAAAAAUGGAUGAUAAAGAAUAUAAGAGUGCUGAUUUACUUGCCACGAAGAUUCUGAAUGAUUCUUUAAACAAUUUAGGAGAAGGUGAUUAUCUCAAAAAAAAUUUAGAAGAAGUUGCUUCAGAAAAUGAAAAAUCACAGAUUCUAGAAGAUAAUAAAAAUAGAACUGAAGAAACCGGAUACGAUUCUGAUGAUUCAUUUAGUGAAUUGAGAAAAGAGAAAAAAAGAGUUUUUAUCAAAGGAAAAGUCUACGAUUUCGUUCCUAAAAGAGAUGGAGUUAGGAUGACAGAGGAUUUUCUGAAGAAACAUUGUAGGGAACAAAAAUUGUACCAAACCCCUUAUCUGAAUGAAGUUUUAUAUUUGCAUUACUAUGGAUUUUCCUAUAUUGAAAAUUUGGAAAAAUACACAGGUCUUAAGUGCCUCUGGCUGGAGAAUAAUGGAAUUCGAGAGAUAGCGAAUCUUGAAAACCAGACAGAGUUGAAGUCCCUCUAUCUUCACAAUAAUGUAAUCAACAAAAUUGAGAACCUGGAAUAUUUAACUAAGUUGGAUAGUUUGAAUGUGUCCCACAAUAUGAUCAGGAAGAUCGAGAACCUUGAAAAACUGAAAUCCCUCAACACUCUGAACAUCUCGCACAACUACCUCCAAGAAGGAGGCGACAUCGAGCACCUGCAGGACCUGGAACACCUCUCGGUUUUGGACCUAUCACACAACAGGAUUGACACCUUGGAGGUGGUUGAGAUUCUGGGAAGCAUGAAGUCCUUAAGAGUAUUGACCUUGACGGGGAAUCCAGUGGUAAAGUUGAUCAAGACUUAUCGCAAGACGUUGACCUUGAUGUGCAAGAACUUGAUGCACCUGGACGAGAGACCAGUAUUUCCUAGAGAUCGUGCAUGUGCAGUGGCAUGGGAAAGAGGAGGACCAACAGAAGAAUCAGCAGAGAGGCAAAGGUGGAUCCAUGCAGAACAGAAGAGAGUUAACGACAGUGUUCUGGCUCUGAUCAAAGGGAAACUCCACCAGCAAGGCGAUGAUUCCAGAAAUUUAGAAGAUAAAGAAGUUGAAGUUGAAGAUGAAGUCGUAGAGAAGUUCAAGGAUUCUAGUAGCGAAUUGUUGAUGCUGGAGGAGAAACAGUUGAUUGUCUCUGCAACUUCGAGUGAUGGACUGAAUGAGGAGGGAGAGCAGGAUGCGAUGGAGAUGGAAGAAGAUGAUAAGGAAGAGUCAAAGUCUGAUCAGAUUAGAGAAAUUCUACUGCCUUGGGAAACUGAGAAUAAUCGAAAUAGAAAACCCCCAAAACUAAUAGAAGAAUUAGACCCGGAUAUGUACACCCAAAAUGAUAACUAUAAUCCAAAAACUCAAACAAGCCUAAUUGAAGCUGAUGAAAGUCGAGACAUUUUUAGAAGCGAGGAAUAUAAAUUUCAAGAAGAUAAUUUGCGUAAAGAUAAACCGAGCAGCAUUCAUCAGGACGUGGAGGAUAACUUUUCAGAAAUGGAUGAUUUUUUUAAGGAUAAUAGGAUUAUUUACAAAAAUGGAGAAGCAGAAGUAUUUACGGUAAAGGACGAAACAAAGGAAAAGCAAAACGUUAGAAUGCAAAUUGAAGAACUUAAUUCUGAAAAGGUUGAAGGCGAAGAAGAGGAGGGGAAAAUAGAGGAAGAGGUUUCUGGUGAGGGAGAUACUUCAAAGGACAAAAAAGUUCUUAAAGAGGAAGAGAAGGUGGAGAGUAAGGAAAAAGAGGUUAAAAUUCAAACUGAGGUCAUUUAUUUUGAAAAGGUUCAACAGAAAGAACAGGAAGAGAAAGUGAAGAACAAUAUUUUAGACGAGGAAGAUACUUUAUACCAUGAAAAAGUUCUUAAGGAGAAACAGAAGAUGGAAAGGAAGGAUAUGAAGAGCAUAACAAUUGAAAUUGCAGAAGUUGACUUAAAAGAGGUGAAAGUUGUUGUAAAAGAGAAGAAAACGGAAGAAGAAAAGGUGGAAGAAAAACUUUUGUGUAGAAAAGAAGUUUUAAAGGAAGAAAAUAUAGAACAGAGAAAGUUAGAAGGUGACUUAAAGGAAGGAAAAAUAGAAAAGGAAUUUGAUGGAGGUGAACUGAAGAUAAGGGAAGAAAAAAUGGAAGAAAUUACAAUAGAUUCAUUGAUAAAAACAAUGGAUGCUUUAACCCUUAAAAAAUCAGGAAAUUGUACAAAGAAGCAAAGUGAGAAAAGAACCUACGAAUUCGAAAGUCCUGAAAUUUGUCGAAAGAAGUGUUUUCUAACCCAGGAACCUAAUUUUGAGACUAAAGUUUUGAGGAAAAUUCGUCCUGACAAAAGUCGAAUGAGACGAGCGCAAAAUUCGACAAAAGGGUCCAAAAAAAACUGGAAACGGGAUAUGAUGUUGAAAAAUUGCAAGGAGAGAAAAGAAAAAGGUUUAGAAGCAGAACAUUUAGAAAAAGAGGAAAUGACCCUUGAAGAUUAUUUUUCACCUACACUAGAAACAGUUUCAGAUGAAGGUGACACUUUUCAAUCGAAGGAUAUUAUUUCGGAAAAUGGUUCGGACGAAUUUAAUUUAGAAAAUAUGGAUUCUAAUUUAAAAGAGAGAUUAUUGAGCAAAAUAAAAUCCCCAAAGACGAAGGAGGAAAUUGAAAGGGAAAGAGAAGCUGCUGUAAAAUUAAUGAAAAUUUCUCGACAAGCCAUGAUGGAAGGAAAAUUAUUUUCUAAGAAUCCAAAUGUCGCCUACAAAAAUUUUCAGGCUACAAAAAAAUCGGAAUUACUGAAAUCUAAAAUGCAUCUUGGACAGGAAAAUAAUACCGGUGAAGUAAUAAAUGUUUCUGGGGAUCAAGGCAAAUUAAUUCCUAAAUCAACGGACGAGGAGAUCGAUGUAAUUUCCCUAGAUGCAAAUGGGGAGUCCAAAGAUGAAAAAAUUGAUAAAAGGUCAAACUCCUUAGAAGGUGGAAGUGAAAUAAAAAAUGAAGAGGCUGAAAAAGGUGAACAAAUUUCAAGAAAAGUUUCGAAAUCUUUGGAAAUUCAGGUGAUCCAAAAAAAAUAGAUAGCUGGAAAAGCAGGAAAAUUUGAUUUUUUGAAUUCCAAUCUUUUUGGAAGUUUUAUGUUGAACAGUUAAUCUUUGUUAAAAUGAAUUAACAAAGUUUUAAGUCAAGCAUUGG